UUUUAAAAAGGCUGCAGCCUUAUCAAACCAUAUUUAAUCUUAGUGGCUAAAUUGCCAUCGUUGCGCAAAGCCCACACUUGUCAUACGACUGCGACUGAAAUAUUCCCUCCUGCUCCUUUCCAGCGGGAAAAGUAGAGAGAGAAACACCAUUUUCAGGUUCCUCUACAAGCAAGAAAACUAGAGAGAGAAACACCAUUUUCAGGUUCCUCUACCAGCAAAAAAACUAGAGAGAGAGAGAGAUAUGGCGAGGGAAGAGUGUGUGUGUGUGACCGGAGGUAGCGGGUUCAUUGGCUCAACCCUUGUUCGCCUCCUUCUCGACCGAGGUUAUACUGUUCGAGCCACUGUCCAAGACCUCAGAAACGAAAAGGAGACGAAGCACCUGCAAGGAUUAGAAGGUGCGGAAAGCAGACUGCGCCUCCACCAAGUGGACCUUCUCAACUAUGACUCACUCUUUGCGGCCAUUGAUGGCGCCGUUGGUGUCUUUCAUCUCGCUUCCCCCUGCAUUGUCGAUGAAGUCCGCGACCCCAAGAGGGAGCUUCUGGACCCUGCUAUCGAGGGCACACUCAAUGCUCUUAGGGCGUGUAAAGCAGCAGGCGUUAAGCGAGUGGUGGUCACAUCCUCCAUCUCUGCAAUCAUCCCCAGCCCUAAUUAUCCUGAUGAUGCCAUCAAAAAUGAGGAUUGCUGGACCGAUCUCGAUUACUGCAAGCAAAAUGGGGUCUGGUAUUCGGCUUCAAAAACAUUGGCUGAGAAGGCAGCGUGGGAUUUUGCAAAGGAUGAGGGCUUGGAUGUGGUGGUCAUAAAUCCAGGAACAGUGUUUGGCCCAAUUUUACCACCCCGACCCACCAUUAAUGCUAGCAUGGCCAUGCUGCUUCGCCUCCUUCAAGGUUGUACUGAAGGUUAUAAGGAUUUUUUUAUGGGUUCUGUACAUGUUAAUGAUGUGGCAUUAGGGCAUAUCCUGUUAUAUGAGAAUCCAUCAGCUUCAGGAAGGCACUUGUGUGUUGAGUCCAUUUGUCACUGGAGUGACUUUGCUGAUGCAGUUGCUAAAGUCUACCCGGGAUACAAAGUGCCUAGGUUCACGGAAGUUACUCAACCUGGGUUGUUGAGGGUGCAAAAGCCAUCAACAAAGCUGAUUGACUUGGGCCUGAACUUCAUCCCAAUGGAGGAGAUAAUUAAGGAUGCAGUGUCUAGUUUACAAGAGAAAGGAUACCUGUCUUGACGAGGUUCUUGUGGUAAACCGUUCUCACAUGUGGCCCUUAAUAUCAUUAGAGCCUGUUAAAUUAGAAGUUGAACAUGUUCGAUGCAGUAAUAAUUUCAGAUACAGAUAUACAUCCCCUCUUGUAGGACCUUUUAGAGGACAGUGUCCUUGUGUCUCUGUUUGGAGUUGUGCUUUCCUUGUAACUUGUUCCGAAGGCCAGUAGAAACCAAUUGAAAUGGGUCAAUGGUUACUGUUAAAUCCUUCUCAUGAUAGUUGCAUCA
Messenger RNA from Amborella trichopoda, 1476 nucleotides. The record is from RefSeq and is a predicted model, not a curated record. Lineage: Eukaryota; Viridiplantae; Streptophyta; Magnoliopsida; Amborellales; Amborellaceae.